Chanos chanos (milkfish) is the source of this 882-nucleotide messenger RNA. Its product is annotated as deleted in malignant brain tumors 1 protein-like. Bases 1 to 882 code for a protein of 293 amino acids. The transcript has 6 exons. Gene Ontology annotation, cellular component: membrane. Lineage: Eukaryota; Metazoa; Chordata; Actinopteri; Gonorynchiformes; Chanidae. The record is from RefSeq and is a predicted model, not a curated record.
AUGGAGAGAUGCUUACGAGUGUUUUUUCUGUCCUCCAUGUUUCACCUCAUUACAGGUGACAGUGUGAGACUGGUGGAUGGUGGUAGUCGCUGUGCUGGGAGAGUGGAGGUUCUUCAUGAUGGACAGUGGGGGACAGUGUGCAGCCAUGGCUGGGAUCUGACCGAUGCAGCAGUGGUGUGCAGAGAGCUGGGCUGUGGGGAGACUGUAAAGGCACCGAGAAAUGCUUAUUUUGGAGAAGGAUCAGGACCAAUCUGGAUGUCUUUAGUGGACUGUCGUGAGUCAGAUACCGCGCUCAAAAACUGUAAAUCAGAACAAUGGGGCAACAAUAACUGUGAUCACAGUGAAGAUGCUGGUGUCAUCUGUUCAGGCAGUGUGAGGCUGGUGAAUGGUGGUCGUCGCUGUGCUGGGAGAGUGGAGGUUUUUCAUGACGGAGAGUGGGGGACAGUGUGUGGUCAUGGUUGGGACAUGACUAAUGCUGCAGUGGUGUGUAGAGAGCUGGGCUGUGGGGACGCUGAAGAGUCACUGAUGAAUGCUCAUUUUGGCCCAGGGUCAGGACAAAUCUGGAUGGAUGAUGUGAAGUGUAACAAGUCAGAUACUACACUUAAAAACUGUAGGUUUGGAGGAUGGGGUAAACAUGACUGUGAUCACGGUGAAGAUGUUUCAGUCGUCUGUUCAGAUAGUGUGAGGCUGGUGGAUGGUGGUAGUCGCUGUGCUGGGAGAGUGCAGGUCCUUCAUGACGGACAGUGGGGGACAGUGUGCAGUAUUCACUGGCAUAAGACAGAUGUUGCAGUGGUGUGUAGAGAGCUGGGCUAUCGAAACGAGGGGGUAGACAUGGCCGUGCUUAUUGUCGGGAUGUUGGAGCCAUCUGCUCAGGCACUGUGA